Molecule: messenger RNA, 3640 nt
Organism: Mya arenaria
Lineage: Eukaryota; Metazoa; Mollusca; Bivalvia; Myida; Myidae
Product: metallophosphoesterase domain-containing protein 1-like
Exons: 8
Coding region: 198-1112 (304 amino acids)
Molecular function (GO): hydrolase activity
Source: RefSeq, a predicted model, not a curated record
UGACUAAGAAAAUAAACACUUGUGUUGUCAUCGCUUAUUUUGGUGUAAACAGGAACAGUCUAGAAUUUCGACCAAAUGUGAUUUAUGGUUUAAUAUACUGGUACAUUUAGGCUAGAUUCCUCUUAAAAACUGGUCAAUUACAGAAAAAAACUGGAUUAUUUACCUCGUUUACAGAAGUCAACAAAAUUCAGGGCGCCAUGCUAGAGGGUGAUGGGGACAUUCAAGUGGACCGGGACACCACGCGGCCCACACGCGCCUGGGACCGCAUCGCCGUCAAACAGACGGUCACUAAGGUUACUCCACUAGACCCGGCCAUGCCCCUUAGUGAGGGAAAGCUGAGGGUCGUGUGUAUCUCGGACACCCACAUGCGACUAGAGGCCCUGCCUCAUCCCGUGCCGUCUGGGGACAUUCUUCUGCAUGCGGGAGACUUCACAAAUACCGGACUUCCGACAGAGAUCAAGGCGUUUGAUGAUUUCAUGGGUACAUUGGAUCACCCUGUGAAGAUUGUGAUUGCCGGAAACCAUGACCUAACCCUGGAUAAAGACAUGGUGAAAAACAGGCGGGAAUACCUUAAAACAAAUUUUCGAAUAACAGAGAAAGUGUAUGAGGAGGUUUUGGAGAGGCUUGGUGUGACCGGAAGUCAUGAGCUGCUCACGAAUUGCGUGUAUCUGGAGGAUGCCGGGAUAGACGUAUGUGGUCUACAUGUGUACGGCUCGCCAUGGCAGCCGGAGUUCUGUGACUGGGGUUUCAAUCUCCCCCGGGGCCAGGCGUGCCUAGAGAAGUGGAAUCUCAUACCCGAUAAAACAGAUAUCCUUAUUACUCACGGACCGCCCAUUGGCCAUGGUGAUGCGUGUUUCGACAAACAACGGGCGGGAUGCGUGGAGCUUCUGGCGACAGUCCAACGCAGGGUACGGCCCAGGCUCCACUUGUUUGGCCAUAUACACGAAGGUUACGGCGUGACGUCAGACGGCACGACGACGUUCGUGAACGCAUCCACGUGUACACUGCGUUACAAACCGGACCACGCGCCUCUCGUGUUCGACGUUUCCAUACCCCCGGGCCACACAAAAGCGGAACUCGCCCAGAUAAAACCGCAUCGCCUUGUCCGCUAGCAACCUAUGGCCACACAUGAGAAAAAGGCUUCGUGACGCAUGUGUUUCAUGGCAAUGAGGCUAAUUGUGAUAAAUGAAUACUGAAUGUUCAGUCAAUAUGAUAUGGUAUGACUUCUCAAAUACUUUACUAUAAUUGAUUGAAUAUAUGUGCACUGUCGGACCGUAUUUGGUACAAAAACGAAUAUGGUACAAAUUUGUACCAUAUUCGGCCGAAUAUGGUACAACUGUCUAAUUGUACCAUAUACGUAUCUGCAGUUUUGGGGUAAAAUGCCUGACCAAAUAUGGUACAAACUUGUACCAUAUUCGGAUGAAAAAUGUACCACAUUCGUUCCGAAUAUGGUACACACUCAUCAUCGUCAUCGUCAUCAUCAUCAUCGUCAUCAUCAUCAUCAUCAUCAUCAUCAUAACUACAAUUUGCAUCAACGUCAUCAAUACCAUCAUGAAAAUAAUCAUCAUCGUCAUCAUCAUCAUCAUCAUCAUCAUCAUCAUCAUCAUCAUCAUCAUCAUCAGCAUCAUCAUCAUCAUCAUAAUCAUCAUCAUCGGCGGCCGGUAAUCAUUGGCGUCAACAUAAUAAAAAACUUUUUUCAUCAUCAUCAUUAUAAUCAUUAUCAUCGGCCGAUAAACAUCGCAGUUAUCAUCAUCACAAUCAUCAAACCCCAAUCAUCAUCACCAUUGUCAUCAUCAUCAAUUACAUCAUCAUCGUCACCAUUAACGCCAUUAUCAUCAUCAUCGUCAUGAUGAUGACAAAAGUUUUGAUGAUGAUGACGACGAUCAAAAUUACCGUCAUCAUCAUCAUCACAAACUUUUAUCAUCAUUGUCAUCAUCAUCACCAUCAUUAUCACCACAAUCAUCAAGGUCAUCAUCAUCAUCAUCAACACCAUCAUCAUCAUCACCAUUAUCAUCAUCGUAAUGAAGAUCACAAAAAUGUGAUGAUGAUAACUGCGAUGUUUUUCGGUCGAUGGUGAUGAUGAUGACAAAAGUUUUGUAAUGAUGAUAACGACGGUCAGCACAUCAUCAUCAUCAUAAUCUACCGAUAAAAAUCGCCGUCAGCAUCAUCAAAACACAUUUGUCAUCAUAAUCAUCAUCAUUAUAAUAAUCAUCAUCGACCGAUAAACAUCGCUGUCAUAAUCAUCAAAAUACGUUUGUUAUCAUCAUCAUCAUCAUCAUCAUCAUCAUCAUCACAUCAAUUAUCAACACCCCAAUGAUCAUCAUCGUUGUUAUCUUCACCAACACCACCAUCAUCAUCACCAUCAAAACCAACAUCAUCAUAUCCAUUAUCAUGAUCGUAAUGGUGAUCACAAAAGUUUUUUUUGUGAUGAUAAUGACAGCGAUGUUUUCGGUCGAUAAUGAGGAUGUUGUGAUGAUGAUGACGACGAUGAGAAUAUCAUCAUCAUCAUCGGCCAAUAAACAUCGCCAUCAUCAUCAUCACAAAUAUUUUGUUAUCAUCAUCAUCAUUAUCAUCAUCGUCGGCCGAUAAACAUCGCCGUCAUCAUCAUCUAAAAUCUUAUCAUCAUCAUUAUAACCAUCAUCAUCGUCCGAUAAACAUCGCUGUCAUCAUCAUCCCAAAACGUUUGUUAUCAUCAUCAUCAUCAUCAUUAUCAUCAUCAUCAUCACCACAAUCAUCAAACCCCAAUCAUCAUAACCACUGUCAUCAUCACCACCACCACCAUCAUCAUCACAAUUUUUUUACCAUCAUCAUCAUCACAAAUGUUUUGUCAUCAUCAUCAUCACAUAUUCAUUUUACAUUUUGUAUUUUAUAAUUUGUUUCAUUCAAGAGAUUCAACAAACUUGUACUUUUUUCAUUUAUUGGUAUACUGACAGGAUUUUUCAAAGUAAUAUUGAAGAACAUAGAACAGCAUUUAAAUUUUAAUCCAACUGUAGCAUUUUGACCAGACAUAAUAUACAUAUAUACAUUCAUUUUAGUAGCAGCCAAAAUAUCCCAAAUGUGCUUCGUAAAAAGUUACCAUUAAAUGAGCAAAUGACAACAAAUUUCCGGUAGAAGAACAUAAUCAUCAAUCACAAAAAUAACAUAACAGGUUUCCAAACACCGAUAUACAUGUAUAUUUCACCUGUAAUGUCUGUACAUGACAUCUAUGAUAUCAUACCAACCGAUUCCACUAACACGCAAACGCAGCCAUGCGUUUGCCCAUUUUGGCCCCUUGAUGAUUUCUUUUAUUGCCGAAAUAAGACCGCUGUUUCUGCCCGCUCUUGUUAAUAGGAAACGAACGCUAACAGGAUUUCUGUUACUAGUAUCUAGUCCAAUAUCCGGCCGAAUGUAAAUUCUAGGUGUUUGCAAACUCAUUGACCUUAUUAAAUCUCUAAAGGGUUUGCCGACCUUCGCCAACACAAACUGGAUUGACGGGUUUGAUUGUAUGCAGAACUUAAAAAUUUCAACUUGAAUGUGAAGUGGUAACAUCAGAAAUGGAAAAGUCGUUCGCCUCUGUGCCCUCCUAUUGUUUAUCAUAUCUUGAAGCUCUUUCAGGGCUGAACACACAGAGACGUCACCGUUGUCGCCAGAGUCACCGUUG